Molecule: messenger RNA, 6371 nt
Organism: Heterocephalus glaber (naked mole-rat)
Lineage: Eukaryota; Metazoa; Chordata; Mammalia; Rodentia; Bathyergidae
Gene: Ankrd28
Product: ankyrin repeat domain 28
Biological process (GO): positive regulation of transcription by RNA polymerase II
Cellular component (GO): nucleus
Molecular function (GO): protein binding; transcription cis-regulatory region binding
Source: RefSeq, a predicted model, not a curated record
UUUCAUCCUGCGGGUCUGCGGUCUUUGCUGUUCAGACUAUUGCUCAGUCGGAAUGCUUCUGUGGGGCUGAUCCAGAGGUUCUAUCGAUAUUUUUUAAGGACCUACUCCUUGGGAGAUGUUUGUUGCUGGCAUUUUUCAAGAUUGAGGAACAGAAAAGCAUCUGAAAUCGUCUGAAAAGGAUAACUAGCAGUUUUUACUGUGGAAGGAAACUACUGACACAGAGGCAGAUGAUUGAAUAAAGUAGUUGGCUCAAAGAAGAUGUACAGUCUGCUGUUCUUUCCCCUGAACGAAGCCUAUUUAGUGGAAGCUGUAUUCGGGUGGAGAUCAGAAGAAACACUGGAAUGAUAAACUACUGGGAUUUUUCCCCUUCUUUUUAAUAUGAAAACCCUGAAGCAGUAAUUUGAGCUGAAAUGCCUUCUAAUUCCCUUGCAGCCUGCUUGUUCUAUUAGGAUUCUCCACGGUCACCAUUUCUGCCUGGUGCUUGUGUCCUUUGCUGGAGCAGCCACAGACAGCAGCUGCCUGAUGGAGAAAGAAUGAAAGCUCUGCCUUGCUAAUGCUAUGGAUGGGAAUAAAGCUGUCUGUGUUUCUUCUGUUAUAUGGGAAAUCUGGAUUAAUCAAGCUGUAUUCCUGUACCAAGAGUCCUAUUGUCUUUUGUGGUCUGACUCAUCACGUGUAAAUGUACUGCAGUUUUGCUAUUAAUGCAGAGUGGUUUUUAUUUUUAUUUUUUUCUUUCUUUCCCAAACACAGAAUUGUCAACCUCUGAGCUUCAUUUUCAGAUUUGUGUAGAGCUCUAGAUGUUUUAUUCCUCCCUGGAUUAUAUUCCCAUUAAAUCAGUGAAGCUGAAGGAAUGAAGACAAUUUAGAAGUGGAAACAGAAUAGUGACAUUUUAUUUUUUGUUUUCAGUUGUAAGCAAGCCAGCCUACUAGUAACUAUAUGACCUUGCAGACAAGAGCGGGUGUAGCUGUGGUCAUCUCUGCAACAGCAGUUGUUUCUCAUUUCAUUCUCUGUAGUGUGGUGUUGUUUCACCAAAAAUACUGAUUGUUUUGUACAAGUAAAUUUCAAAGAGAGAGCGAUACAACUAUUUUGGUAGGUAGGGAAAAAUAUUUCUAAAUGAGCUUGUAUUGACUCAGUUUUAAUUACUGACAUGCUGAUGUUUAAGCUUUGUUAAGUGUUCCAGUAACCUGACAGAAAAAUACUAGAAUUUUGUUAUUUUUAUGAAGUUGGAAGUUAUAUAUCAUGAUUUUAAACUUCAGUUUCUCUGAUAGUACUUAUUAACUUCAUAAAAUCAGCUGCACUGCUCAGAGAAUGUUUCUAAGUGUUGUACAGAAGAAGAGGAAAAACUACUUGUACUCUUCCAACUGUGACUUUUAUCGCAUAGCUUGGAAUUUAAUGUUUUAAAAGAACGAAUGAGUCGAGUGUGUAUUGUUGUUUUGGAGGAGGUAGAAGAUGAAUCUCCUGCAUUCAUUUCUAAAUUGCCACAGGAAAAUCAAUCCCUACUUUCUCCACCUUCUGGAAGUGUAUUGCCAUCACUGGUGCAAGCUAUAUUUAACGGAGAUCCUGAUGAAGUUCGAGCACUAAUAUUUAAGAAAGAAGAUGUUAACUUUCAGGACAAUGAAAAGAGAACCCCAUUACAUGCGGCUGCCUAUCUUGGAGAUGCAGAAAUCAUUGAACUGCUUAUUUUAUCUGGAGCUAGAGUUAAUGCCAAAGACAGCAAAUGGUUGACACCUUUACACAGAGCAGUUGCAUCUUGUAGUGAGGAAGCAGUUCAGGUACUUUUGAAGCAUUCUGCAGAUGUAAAUGCUCGAGAUAAAAAUUGGCAAACCCCUUUACAUAUAGCUGCUGCUAAUAAAGCUGUAAAGUGUGCUGAAGCUUUGGUACCUCUUCUUAGUAAUGUAAAUGUGUCUGAUCGAGCAGGAAGAACUGCAUUACAUCAUGCAGCUUUCAGUGGACAUGGUGAGAUGGUCAAAUUACUCUUGUCCAGAGGUGCCAAUAUUAAUGCUUUUGACAAGAAGGAUAGGCGUGCUAUCCAUUGGGCAGCAUAUAUGGGUCACAUUGAUGUUGUGAAAUUACUUGUGGCUCAUGGAGCUGAAGUAACAUGCAAAGAUAAGAAGUCUUACACACCUCUUCAUGCAGCAGCGUCUAGUGGCAUGAUCAGCGUAGUCAAGUACCUUCUAGAUCUUGGAGUUGAUAUGAACGAACCAAAUGCCUACGGAAAUACACCUCUUCAUGUGGCCUGCUAUAAUGGACAAGAUGUUGUAGUGAAUGAACUUAUAGACAGUGGUGCUAAUGUAAAUCAAAAGAAUGAAAAAGGAUUUACUCCUUUGCACUUUGCUGCUGCAUCUACACAUGGAGCAUUGUGUUUAGAACUUCUAGUUGGCAAUGGGGCUGAUGUCAAUAUGAAGAGUAAAGAUGGGAAAACCCCACUGCACAUGACUGCCCUCCAUGGUAGAUUCUCCAGAUCACAAACCAUUAUCCAGAGUGGAGCUGUAAUAGACUGUGAGGAUAAGAAUGGAAAUACCCCUUUGCACAUAGCAGCACGAUAUGGCCAUGAGCUGCUAAUCAACACUCUUAUUACAAGUGGUGCUGACACUGCAAAGUACUGUCCUAUUAACCUUAGGCGUGGCAUACAUGGAAUGUUCCCCCUCCAUUUGGCAGCCUUAAGUGGCUUUUCAGAUUGCUGCAGGAAACUUCUUUCUUCAGGAUUUGAUAUAGAUACUCCUGAUGAUUUUGGCAGGACCUGCCUACAUGCAGCUGCAGCUGGAGGGAAUUUGGAGUGCCUAAACCUUCUGCUGAAUACUGGUGCAGACUUCAACAAAAAGGAUAAAUUUGGAAGAUCUCCACUGCACUACGCUGCUGCCAACUGCAAUUACCAGUGCCUGUUUGCUCUUGUGGGAUCGGGAGCAAGUGUGAAUGACCUUGAUGAAAGAGGCUGCACACCCCUGCACUAUGCAGCUACAUCAGACACAGAUGGCAAGUGCCUGGAAUAUUUAUUAAGAAAUGAUGCAAAUCCAGGGAUCCGGGAUAAGCAAGGAUACAAUGCAGUUCAUUAUUCAGCUGCUUAUGGUCACCGACUGUGUCUUCAGCUGAUUGCAAGUGAAACUCCUUUAGAUGUUUUAAUGGAAACUUCGGGGACAGACAUGCUAAAUGAUACGGACGGCAGAGCAACAAUAAGCCCUUUACACUUGGCUGCAUAUCACGGUCACCACCAAGCCCUGGAAGUGUUGGUACAGUCUUUGUUAGAUCUUGAUGUAAGAAACAGUAGUGGAAGAACACCCUUAGAUCUUGCAGCAUUUAAGGGCCAUGUUGAAUGUGUGGAUGUACUCAUUAAUCAGGGAGCCUCAAUCUUAGUAAAAGAUUACAUUUUGAAGAGAACACCUAUACAUGCAGCAGCAACAAAUGGCCAUUCAGAAUGUUUACGGCUGUUAAUAGGAAAUGCGGAACCACAGAAUGCAGUAGAUAUUCAAGAUGGAAAUGGGCAGACACCCCUGAUGCUAUCUGUUCUCAAUGGGCACACCGACUGUGUAUAUUCACUACUAAACAAAGGAGCAAAUGUAGAUGCCAAAGAUAAAUGGGGAAGGACAGCAUUGCAUAGAGGGGCAGUUACAGGCCAUGAAGAAUGUAUAGAUGCAUUACUUCAACAUGGUGCUAAGUGCUUGCUACGAGAUAGCAGGGGUCGGACGCCUAUACACUUGUCAGCUGCCUGUGGACACAUCGGUGUUCUUGGAGCCCUUUUGCAAUCAGCAUCAUCUGUGGAUGCAAAUCCAGCCAUAGCAGACAAUCAUGGAUAUACAGCACUUCACUGGGCUUGCUAUAACGGUCAUGAGACCUGUGUAGAACUUCUUUUAGAACAAGAAGUUUUCCAGAAAAUGGAAGGAAAUGCUUUCAGUCCAUUGCAUUGUGCUGUGAUAAAUGACAAUGAAGGUGCUGCUGAGAUGUUAAUUGAUACAUUAGGUGCCAGCAUUGUGAAUGCCACAGAUUCAAAAGGAAGAACUCCUCUCCAUGCAGCUGCCUUCACAGACCAUGUAGAGUGUUUACAGUUGCUGCUCAGCCAUAAUGCUCAAGUCAACUCUGUAGACUCUUCUGGGAAAACACCGCUCAUGAUGGCUGCAGAAAAUGGACAGACAAAUACAGUUGAGAUGCUGGUUAGCAGUGCUAGUGCAGAUCUGACCUUGCAAGAUAACAAUAAAAACACUGCCCUCCAUUUGGCUUGUGGCAAGGGUCAUGAAACUAGUGCCUUGUUAAUACUGGAAAAGAUAACAGAUAGGAACCUCAUCAACGCAACCAACGCCGCCUUGCAAACACCUCUGCAUGUUGCUGCCCGAAAUGGGCUGACAAUGGUGGUUCAGGAACUUUUGGGGAAAGGAGCAAGUGUACUUGCAGUAGAUGAAAAUGGCUAUACCCCAGCUUUGGCAUGUGCUCCCAAUAAGGAUGUUGCUGAUUGUCUGGCUCUCAUUUUGGCUACCAUGAUGCCUGUCUCAUCAAGUAGUCCUUUAUCAUCCUUGACAUUCAAUGCCAUUAACCGUUAUACCAACACCUCAAAAACAGUCAGCUUUGAAGCCUUGCCCAUCAUGAGAAACGAACCUAGCUCCUAUUGCAGUUUUAACAAUAUUGGUGGAGAACAAGAGUACUUAUACACAGACGUGGACGAACUCAACGACUCCGAUUCUGAGACCUAUUGAGAGGCUGAGCCAAAGGUCUGGGGGAGAAGUUCUGACACUGAAGCUUCAAACUGUGCUUUUUCAGGAAAAAAGCACUUUCUUGUUCACAUACAAAUUCAACCUAAGAGGAAAGAUCGCAGUGAACGAAAUGUAAGAAAUGUAAUAACAUUAGGAAGAAGAAUUUUAAAGGCAAGUUUUGCAAAAGGAACUUCUAGAAUCUUGAAAUAGACUUGACCAGAGGAAAAUACAUUGAUGUCAAAGUGCUUUGUGGAAUUCUUUAAUUUGGCCUUGCAAUGCCAGAAAUAACUGGGGACACUGUGCACCCUAACCUCCUUACAUAAGCAACACUAUUGUAAAAGAAGAGAUAACACUAGAUUUAAAUUUUAUCGGUAAAAUUACAACUAAAUUUAAUGGCAAUAAAAGUGUGGUACAGUAGGCAUUAUGUGCACAGCAAAUUGCCAAAGGACCAAAUGACUUAAAGAUUUUCUAAUGAAUGACAUUUUGUGGAAACUGGAGUAGGUGAAAUGAGACAUUAUCUAAACCAAACUUCAAUAUUUCUGAAAAUGAAGCCGAGAUUUUGUUUUAAAUGUUGAUUUUUUAAGAGUAAACAUCUGAAAGCCUUCCAAUACUGUAUUAAACCAUGAAAGAAAGCAGAUGUAUUUUUGCAUUUUUUCUUUUACAUAAAAAUUUUAGAAUUCCAAUUUUUAUAAUAUUAGGAUCAAAAACCAGCUGACUGGAUGCAGUAUGGGUGAAAAUCCUUGUGACAUAGACAUGAAAUGGAUUGAGGGUAUGGCUGUCGCCCAGUUUUGAAUGAUUUGGGUAUAAAAUUGAACUAUUUUUGUUUAAGAAGGUAAAGAAUUUCCCAGAAAAAGUUCAUGAAAUCAAAAAGUAGAUUAUUUCACCCUAUUGCAAUUAAGUGGUCCUAGGGAACGGAAUUUUCAACCUCGCUACUCUGGAUGAUACACCUUUGUUCACUUAGGUUAAUUUGUGUGCCUCUACAAUGGGUUGGGGAUUUUUGUUGUCAUUUUUUUUAUCUGAGUUUUGAAAAGUGAAGAAUAAAAAGGAAAAAAUCCCCUGUUAUAACAUUAUCAAAUCUCUUGGAAGGCAUUUCUAUAUUGGGCAAGAUUUAAAAUACAAAAGCCUUGAGGUCCUAUUCAGAUUAAGAGUAGCACGUUUGUAACUUGUUACUAUUUGGAGGGAGAAGCUGUUGCCUGCCAAAUUGAAGACUGCCUUUCAAGUAACAAACAGAAAAGGCUGACAUUUAGGCUUUUAAAUACACUUUAAGUCAUUCUGCUUUUACUGUAACUGUCACUUUCCCAGUUUUUACCUAUGUAGAGGGUUUUAAAGGUCUAAGUAAAAUUCCACAAAUUGCAACAAAAUACCCGAUUUAAUUUUAUCCUUUUUGUAUUGUGAAACUGGAAACUUUAUGACAUUGUAAAUUAUCAGCUGGUUUUUCUGAAUAUAAAGUGUGAAAACACAGAACAGUAUUUUGAUCUAUUUGAUAAUUUUGUGGGGUUUUUGAAGAAUUAAUGAGCAUGUACAUAGGAAUAGUGACUGCUUGAAUACUGUAUUUACUUGCACUCUUUCAGUACAUCAAGAUUCCUGUAUAUUUUAGAGUAUAAUAAAAUACAGAUGUGAGUUGUAUUUAAUGAAUAAUGUAUUUGUAUCUGUGCAUAAUAUCUAAAAAAAUCUAUAAAGUUUCUAGGGCAUUGA